AUGAAUUACAAUAAUUCCCAGUUGGAUAAUGAAACACUGGCCAUGCUUAAGAACCCAGCCAUCAGACAUAUACUGCCAGUUUUGUACUCACUGGUGGUUUUGAUCAGCAUUCCUGGAAAUUUGUUCUCCCUCUGGGUUUUCGUCUUUCACAUCAAGCCCAAAACAUCUUCCGUCAUCUUCAUGAUUAACCUUAGUAUCACAGAUCUAGUACUGGCUUGCUGUCUUCCCUUACAAAUUGCCUAUCACAUCAAUGGGAAUGACUGGUUGUAUAGUAAUGGCUUGUGUAGUGUUGUCACGGUGAUGUUUUAUGCAAACAUGUAUUCCUCAAUACUUACAAUGACUUGCAUCAGCUUGGAGCGCUACUUGGGAGUGGUGUACCCAAUGAAACUAGUCAAAUGGAGAAGAAAGAGAUAUGCAUUAGCCGGCUGCAUAGUAAUAUGGACUGUCAUACUAUCAGCCCUGUCUCCACUAGCAACGACAGACCUAACCUAUGAAGUGAAAGAGUUAAAUAUCACAACUUGCUUUGAUAUUCUUAAGUGGACCAUGCUUCCUAAUCGACUGGCUUGGGCAGCUUUCCUCUUAGCACUGUUUGUUCUCUUCUUCCUGAUCCCAUUCACAGUGACAGUGAUUUGCUACAUUGGCAUUAUUUGGAAGCUCGUCCAGGCUUCUCACAGAUACGGCAACGGGCAGAAGACACGGUCAGUCUACUUGGCUGCAAUUGUCCUCUUGGUUUUCAUCACUUGCUUUGCCCCCAACAACUUUGUCCUGCUUAUUCACAUGAUCAGCCGCCUCUUCCUGGAUAAGAGUUACUAUCACAUUUACAAACUCACCCUGGGGCUCAGCUGCCUCAACAACUGCAUCGAUCCAUUCAUUUACUACUUUGCAUCCAAAGAGUUUCAACAGACGUUCAUGCAGGUGAUCGGCCGGAAUGUGCUGCUGAGUGACAGUACGGAGAUCAGGAGAGACAGUGUGUUCUCAGUCAAUGGCAGGACAAUGUCAGCAAGAUCAAUGUCAAGUGGCCCCGGGGAAGCAAUGGCUAUCGCUCAACCAUUUUUGCAAAGGAAUGAAAGUGUUUUUUAA
Messenger RNA from Euleptes europaea (tarantolino), 1080 nucleotides. RefSeq names its product P2Y purinoceptor 8-like. The coding region runs from base 1 to 1080 and encodes 359 amino acids. NCBI's taxonomy places the organism in Eukaryota, Metazoa, Chordata, Lepidosauria, Squamata, Sphaerodactylidae. Gene Ontology annotation, molecular function: thrombin-activated receptor activity. Gene Ontology annotation, cellular component: membrane. The record is from RefSeq and is a predicted model, not a curated record. Gene Ontology annotation, biological process: phospholipase C-activating G protein-coupled receptor signaling pathway; positive regulation of Rho protein signal transduction; thrombin-activated receptor signaling pathway. The transcript has a single exon.